AUGCCAAACUUCUGGAUUCUUGAGAAUCGUAGGAGCUAUACGUCUGAUACAUGUAUGUCGAGGAUCGUGAAGGAGUACAAAGUCAUACUGAAAACAUUGGCCAGUGAUGACCCCAUAGCGAACCCCUACCGGGGGAUAAUCGAGUCACUUAACCCGAUUGACGAAACCGACUUGAGCAAGUGGGAAGCUAUAAUUUCUGGGCCGUCAGACACACCUUAUGAAAAUCAUCAGUUUCGAAUACUAAUAGAAGUCCCUAGUUCCUACCCCAUGAAUCCACCAAAGAUAAGUUUUAUGCAGAACAAUAUUUUGCACUGCAAUGUUAAAUCAGCCACAGGAGAAAUAUGUCUGAACAUCCUUAAACCAGAGGAGUGGACUCCUGUAUGGGAUUUGUUACACUGUGUUCAUGCUGUUUGGAGACUCCUAAGGGAACCCGUUUGUGAUUCUCCACUUGACGUAGACAUUGGUAAUAUCAUCCGCUGUGGCGAUAUGAGUGCCUAUCAGGGGAUUGUAAAGUACUUCCUAGCAGAAAGAGAGCGGAUCAACAACCAUUGA
Molecule: messenger RNA, 552 nt
Organism: Saccharomyces cerevisiae S288C
Lineage: Eukaryota; Fungi; Ascomycota; Saccharomycetes; Saccharomycetales; Saccharomycetaceae
Gene: PEX4
Product: E2 ubiquitin-protein ligase peroxin 4
Exons: 1
Coding region: 1-552 (183 amino acids)
Biological process (GO): protein ubiquitination
Cellular component (GO): peroxisomal membrane
Molecular function (GO): ubiquitin conjugating enzyme activity
Source: RefSeq, marked reviewed